Molecule: messenger RNA, 4157 nt
Organism: Corticium candelabrum
Lineage: Eukaryota; Metazoa; Porifera; Homoscleromorpha; Homosclerophorida; Plakinidae
Exons: 14
Coding region: 36-3947 (1303 amino acids)
Cellular component (GO): plasma membrane
Molecular function (GO): protein binding
Source: RefSeq, a predicted model, not a curated record
AGUGAUCUCCUAACAACCUCCAACUUUCCACCAAAAUGCACCCCGGAGCGACACGACGACAACGGGAAUCGGCUCUACAAGCGUCAAAAACCUUCACAACAAGCCAACAACAACUACAACAAUGGAGCCGACGUCUCCUCACCGACGACGAACAAUCAUCUCUCUACUCGUUCUACAACGAAUACCAAUCAACCCGACAAGUCCACACACUAGUCUACCGAUGCGCGCAACUCUUGCGAACACCAGAAAAGCGAUAUCUCGUCCACGCAUUGAGAAACAUCAUCUCACCGCUCGACCGAGCAAAAUUUGACAAAUACGUGAGCGAAUAUGGACUGAACUUGUUUCCAAACGCGUCGAAAUCGCCUUCGUUUUCCUCUCCUUCACGCGCGUCGUCGUCAGUCGGGAACCGGAAAUCGACCACGCCCACUUAUUUGGAUCUCUCCAGUUCUUGGCCGGCGUCGGGAUUUAGCACGAGUCCGAGGCAGCGACCGGUUUCUGUGAGUAGUGAGAGAGAUAGGAAUGUGGUGAGGAAGUUGUUGGUGAGGAGGACGAGUGAGAGUGAAGGAUUGGGCUUCAGCUUCCGGGGCGGGGCUGAGCAUAGAGUGGGAUUGUAUGUGAGUGGCGUGGAUGCUGGGUCUGCGGCGGAGAAGAGCGGGCUGCGAGCCGGUAUGCAGUUGUUGAAGGCGAAUGAUGUGAGUUUGGAGGAUGCCACGACUGAUCAAGCGAUUCGAAUUCUCAAAGGAAGUAAAAAACUCAGACUGUCUGUGAUCGACAGAGGUAUGUAUCCAGGCACAUACACUGCUCAUACGCAGCAUAGAUGGGUUGAUCCUAAUGGUCGACUCGCAUCACCUCCACCUGAGAUUAAAGCUUUAGAAAGAAGAAAGUCUGAAUCGGGAGGAAGAAGUGAAAUGAGACUUCUAUCCAACUCGGAUGAAAGGAAGGUGAACGUUCUUGUAAAGAACGGGCAAAAACUUGGUAUAAGCAUCAGAGGUGGCAUAGAGUUAGGUGUUGGGAUCUACGUGUCUAGCGUUGAUGAGAACUCAGUAGCUGAAAAUGCGGGGCUACGAGCCGGAGACCAAAUUCUCGAUGUCAACGGUGAGAGUCUCUUAGAAGCGACUCAUCUGGAGGCAACAAACAUGUUGAAGAGUCAAGACCAUCUGAUGGUGAUGACCAUCAAAGACGUUGGCAAGAUCCCUCACUCCACAGUCAAAUACAAUCACUCAGACUGGGUCUAUUGUAAUGAGCAAAAUACGAGUGAUGCAUCACUGAAGGAUCGUAGUGCUACUCUUCCUGCUCGUCUACGCCAUAAGGCUCAGUCUACGGGUGAUGAAACUGAGCCGUACUUUAGAGAGCAGCCAUCAGCGGAGUUCUCGACGUUUAAGGCAUCGGAUGAUGAGGAAAAGACGAGACGUGAAUCCACCAUCUUCAAACAAGGAAUGGGCACUCAGUUAGUAAUGAAAACAACACAAGUCUCCACAGCUCGUGCUGAAAUCGAGUCCAAAGCUCAACACAUCCUCACCGAACACGAACUCAGCUCUCUCCACUACUACCUCUCACAAUACCAAGACGGUCACGUCCAUGUUGACGAUCUGGUCACUGCAUUGAGAAACAUUCUGGACACGGUUGAAAAAGCGUCGCUCGUCACUGACAUCAUUCAAAUUGUGACACCACGUGACCUCGACCGAUUCGAGAGCCUCAUGAGAGAAACAGAGAUGGAAGUCAUGCGGGAACGACGACGUUUGGAGUCAAUAAAUCGGAUGAAAGCUGCUUCCAUGAUUACAGACUCACCGCCUGUUAGAAGGCAGGCAAUCCCCGGAUCAUCACAGGUUGAUGUGAGGCAUUCACCCAGUCAGCAGAGAGUAGCAGUGCUGCCAAGGACUGAUACGUAUUCACCCAAUUCAAGCCAAGACGGGGACUAUACAAGGACUGGCACCAGUCCCCUCAUCCAUCAAAUAGCAACAGUAGCCGUCGUUCACAAGUCAGCAGCCGCACAGCCUGACGAUGACAAUGACGACGACGACAACGACGACGAAGAUUCCACAGAAUCCGAAAACAGCAGCGAAUCAGGAAUCGCACAAGUAUACACAGUAAACCAUCCAGCAUCAGACACGACGUCCGAAGUGUCUGACACUGCAGUACUAGUCGCAGUCAAUGCGAUCGCUGCCGCUGCAGACGAGAGCGACAAAGAAGACGAAACGGAGAGAAACAAAGACACAGAAGAGAGAAACAAAGACACAGAAGAGAGAAACGAAGACACAAGAAAUGAGACACAAGACAACAUAAGAGCUGAUAGUAAGUCAAAUGUGGACAAAACAGCAGACAACAUUGUGACAAACACGAGAGACGAAUUUGUAGCCGAAAGUACCGAGGCACCUCCUGUGUUCCACGUUCCUGCGCCUCCGAGUCACGACGAAGACGUCGAUAGCGAACACGACGAACCGGCCGAUAAGCAGGAGACCGUCGUUCCCGUUGUACAACCGAUUGCAGCAGCUCCCAUAACACAAACUGUCGUCCACAAGCCGUCACCCGCAGUCUCCCUACAACCGAUUGCAGCAGCUCCCAUAACACAAACUGUCGUCCACAAGCCGUCACCCGCAGUCUCCCGACGUCCGCCCGUCUUCAUGCCUCCUCCUCCUCCUCCUGCACCCGAGGCGUCCACCACUCCUCCAAUAUUCCACGUCCCUCGACCUCCUUUGGAUGAAUACAUAGACUCUAGUGAUGAUGAGACGAAGGUGGAGAUUACCACAGACAAGCAGGUGGAUGGAUUGGCAGUACAAGUCGGUGAUUCAGAGAACACGGACCGAGUCGUGUCUCCAGACCCGCAGGAAGUGCUUCAACAAACGAUGCAUCAACGAAGGAAACGAAUCAAUCCCGGCAGCAUCUACAUCCGGGAGCGUGCGAAUCGAUCGAUCUCUGCAGACUCGUCAACGACCGAGGUGUCUGUUGAUGAGACGUGGGAUCCAUCGUUUCAUGACACGUCGACACUUGAUAAUUCGAUAACAUCGACUCACAGUAAACAAGGACACGAAAAUGUCCGUAAAUCUGAUGAGGAAAACGAAGCAGCCGAACACACGAGAAGAGAAGAUGAUCACGAAGAUGCUACAGACGAACCGGAUGGCAACAGAGAGGCGACAGGGUCGAGUGAGGAGACUGAAAAGAGGCCUGAUGAUGUGACUGUUGGGCAAGCGGAUGAUGUAUUGAUGGUUAGAGGUGAGAAGGAGGAUGUUUUGGAGCGACAGGGAAUGACACAAGAUGAUGGUCAAUCGGAAGUUCGACCGUCUGUAGUCGUGAGUGAUGACGAGCAGCCGGAAAGUGUUGAACACAGAUUGGAGCAGCACACAGAUGCACAGGACAACCAACCUCAACCCCAACCCCAACAACCCACUCACCCCACCCCACCCCAAACCACACCCGACGACACCCUCACCCCUACCGCCACCUCAACACCCAUCAAACCCUCCGAUCCCUACACCUACAAACCAUCCCGCAGCGAAAUCUACGGAGCACCUGAAACACCCAAGCAACCAACCGAAGACGUCUACGCAAUACCAAACAAACUAAAAAAGAGCCGAUCGACGACACCAAAACCGGAACCAGAACGAGAGCCAAAAACAGUCGCUGGAUACACUGGCCUGACAGGCACGAUCGUCAACGUCUUAGUACCGAAAAACAAACCGAGACUCGGAAUGUCGGUCAACGGCGGCUCGAACACCAAACAGAAAGAGAUACGACUGAGAGACGUCCAGCCCAAUGGAUGUGCUCAUGCUGUCAUGCCGCCCCUCAAGCUCGGUCAACAGAUACUGGCCGUUGAUCAUCGUUCACUGAAGGGGUUGACGCAUCGUCAGGCGGUCGAGAUGAUCAAGGAGAGCUUCAACAGUCGACGGACGGAGAUGGAGUUGACUAUACAUGAAGAUGACGAGGCCAAGCAUUCGGGCGACAAAAGCUGAACUCAUGUAUGUCUGGCUGGUCUAUAUAGUCAAGGACUUUAAUACAGAUUUUUGCAUCUAUUUUCGUAGUCGUGGAUGGCAUUUUGAUACGCUGUAUUUUUCGAUAUCAGAUGGCAUGAUUGCACGUGACAGGCACGUGAUAUACACGUGACUCAUUUAUUGUACACUUUAAUUCGAUGAAAAUACAAAGUGAAUAUCGACAAUACAAUA